GAUAACCCCAAUGGUAACACAACAGCUGAGAACCAGCUGAGCGGUUGAGCUAGCUCUCUUUUCAUCUGUUUGUGGAAAAGUUUGCUUUGACAGCUCAAUAGUAGAACAGGGACACUCUGCUAACAACACUAAGCGCACUAUUCGCACCCCAACUGGGCAAUUGGGAUUUUGUGCGACGCCGCGACAACAGGAUUAUCGCAAUUGUGUAGUGCACCGUGAUUUCCGGUACUUCACACCUCGAAAAUAUCUGCUCGCACUGACGAUCCGUGUGUAGGAUACCUGCUGGCAGUGUUAGACUUGAAUGUGCGUGAUGAUCAGUGUCGCGUAAACUAAAAGUUCUGCGAUGACGUCUGGGUUGUGCCAACUCAGUGCUUUAUGAUCGCAACGGCGUUUAACAUCGGUGCUUGUAGAUCGUUGAUACGUUCAUCAUCGCAGGUAGCAUUCACCCUAUUUUCAACGAUGUCGACAUUCGAGACGUUGAAGUUUGAUAACUUGGCCCUGAGAACGCUGCCCAUAGACAAGGAAACGCGUAACUACGUUCGUACUGUCAGUGGCGCAGUGUUCUCGCGGGUGUCGCCCACUCCUCUCGAUUCGCCAGAGCUGGUUGUCGUCUCCGAAGACGCAAUGAUGCUGCUAGACCUCCCGCCACCCGAGUUCGAAAGGAAAGAUGCGGCAGAAUAUUUCUCUGGCAACAAGCUCCUCCCAGGCUCGGAAGCGGCGGCGCACUGCUACUGUGGACAUCAGUUCGGCUACUUUGCAGGGCAGCUCGGCGAUGGUGCGGCAAUGUACCUAGGUGAGGUCAUCAACCGCAAGGGUGAACGCUGGGAAAUUCAGCUGAAAGGGGCUGGUUUGACACCCUACUCCAGGUCCGCAGAUGGGAGGAAAGUACUGCGCUCAUCGCUUCGAGAAUUUUUAUGUAGCGAGGCCAUGCACUACCUUGGCGUUCCCACUACAAGGGCAGGGACAUGCGUCACAUCCUCUACAACUGUGUCACGUGACAUGUUCUAUGAUGGACAUCCCAAAGAUGAGAAAUGCUCAGUCAUUCUGCGAAUUGCCCCAACGUUUCUAAGGUUUGGGUCUUUUGAAAUAUUCAAGACCUUGGACAGCUUCACUGGAAGGAUUGGGCCUAGCGUAGGCCGCAAGGACAUCUUGCUUCAGCUCCUCAAUUAUGCCAUUGAAAUAUUCUUUCCAGAGAUUUACCAUAGUUGUGGUGAUGACAGGGAGCAAAUGUACAUAGAAUUUUUCAAGGAUGUUGUCAAGAAGACAGCACGACUCGUCGCAAAGUGGCAGUGUGUAGGGUUUUGCCACGGGGUGCUGAACACCGACAACAUGAGCAUACUUGGACUUACUAUUGACUACGGUCCGUUCGGGUUUAUGGAGCGGUUUGACCCCGACCACAUCUGUAACAGUUCAGAUGAUGGAGGUCGAUAUACGUACAUCAAACAGCCCGAAAUCUGCCUGUGGAACUUGAGGAAGUUUGCAGAAGCCAUACAGUCGGCUGUUCCACUCUCAAAGACAUUACCGGGCCUAGAACUGUAUGCUUCCGAAUACGAGGCAUGCUUCCUAAGUGGAAUGAGAAAGAAGCUUGGCUUGCUCAAGAAGGAACUCCUCGAGGACAAGGGCCUUGUCACAUCUUUUUACGACACCAUGGAGAGGACAGGUGCCGAUUUCACAAGGUCCUUCAGAUGUCUGAGCGUGCUUGCAGUUCCCGGGCACCCAGAACAUGAGCCCAGUAAGGAGAGCCUUCUGUCAAAGCUUCUGUCGUGCUGCAGUAGCCACGCUGAACUCACUUCUCACCUAAAGACUCAGACAAGCUCUCGAGACUUCCAGCUGUUCCUCAUACUCUCCCAGAGCAAUCCAGAAUUGCUAGAGCAACUUGGCAAGGGUGCCCUUGCAAAAGAAAGAAUUGUCGCACAGAUGGAAAAGGCCAAAGAACUCGAGGAAAUGAGUGCAGAAGACUUUAAAGCCCGAAACAAGAAGCUGUGGACAGACUGGAUAGAGGAAUACUGCAAGAGGCUGACGACAGAUGUGGAAGGAGUGGAAGACUUGCAAGCCCUGCAGGACGAGAGAGUGUGCGUCAUGAACAGCAGUAACCCAAGGUUUAUUCUCAGGAAUUACAUUGCGCAACACGCUAUUGAAGCAGCGGAGAAGGGAGACUACAGUGAAGCACGAAAAGUGCUGAAGAUUUUGCAACACCCUUUCUCCGAUGAUCCUUUGGAGCUGAAAGGAAAGCAAGCUUGCCCAGCUGUGUUUGAUGAAGGAUUCUACGAAGGAAGAUACGCAUUGAGCACAGCUGCACUGAGAGUCUCCUGCUCAUCUUAACAGAUGUAUUUUCCUUGGCAAGAGCUCAUUACUAAAUUUUUUAGAAGAGGGAGAGAGAAAAAGCUGUGAUGCUUUCACUCUCACUUGCAAAGGAGGCCUUAUGCAACAGCAUCAAUACCAAUUCCUGCUGACAAGCUGCAAAGUGUGACAUUGCAAAGAUGCAGCAGCGCUGACAAUGCAUUCCAUACGGUUCGAAAAAAUUUUGACCGACUUAAUGAAGUGGAUUUUCUCUGAAGGCAACCUUAAUACAUGUAGUGGAAUUUUCAGACAUUGCUUAAGGAAGAUUACAGUUCAAAGCGACGAACAGCAGAGAGCAGUGUCAACAUAGUCAUCUGCCUUCUUUUGUGUGUUUGUUUACAAAUAUUCAAUCUGUCUAGAGUUAUAGAAGCUGCAUUUGUGGACAAGCACUGGUCAUCUGCCAGCGGCUGUGUAUAAUAUGUACUGUGCUGAAAUGUGGCGCUGAAGUCCUACUGUAAUGCGUGGAAAUGCUACACUUUACACGGCAACCUUUGAUACACAAAUCAAGAAAUACAUUGGCUUGCACUAUGUUCUGUUAAGCUUUAGGUGGAUUUGAACAUAAUGAACAAAAGAAGUAGUGUAUAAAGUGUAUGUUUUUACCACUUUUACCGACUGUUGCAUCACUGAGUGUUGUACGGUGUCUGCAAAUUCAAAAUAAAGAUGUCUCACUCCUUUA
Dermacentor andersoni is the source of this 3016-nucleotide messenger RNA. Its product is annotated as protein adenylyltransferase SelO, mitochondrial-like. Lineage: Eukaryota; Metazoa; Arthropoda; Arachnida; Ixodida; Ixodidae. The record is from RefSeq and is a predicted model, not a curated record.